Molecule: messenger RNA, 1662 nt
Organism: Vicia villosa (hairy vetch)
Lineage: Eukaryota; Viridiplantae; Streptophyta; Magnoliopsida; Fabales; Fabaceae
Product: F-box/LRR-repeat protein At3g26922-like
Exons: 3
Coding region: 232-1662 (476 amino acids)
Molecular function (GO): protein binding
Source: RefSeq, a predicted model, not a curated record
AAAUAACCCCCAAACCCACAAAGGGCAAAACUCACAGAAAGCAACAACAACAACAAAUCGCACCAGCCAAGAAGAUCAAAAGAGGGUGAGAUAUUCUCAAAUAAUAACAAUAACGGAUAUGUUGUGUAUAAGAUCCAAACCGACUAACAGUCUUGUUUUGAAAAGGUCAUAUUUUCAUCUAUAUAAGUAUCGUCAAAUUGAAUAAUAAUACUUAAGAAUUCACUAAUAUAGAUGGCACGUUCAAACCAAAUAACCCCCAAACCCACAAAGGGCAAAACUCAACAACAACAAAUCGCACCAGCCAAGAAGAUCAAGAAAUCCACAAAGGGCAGAAAGCAACAACAACAAAUCGCACCAGCCAAGAAUGUGAAGGCUCGCAGAAAUCAACAACAACAAAUCGCACCAGCCAAGAAUGUGAAGGGUCGCAGAAAUCAACGGCAUCUCGCAUCAGCCAAGAAGGCAAAGGCUCCCAUCGACCAACCAGAUAUGAUUUCUGAUUUGUCGGAUUGUAUUCUGAUUCACAUAAUGUCUUUUUUGCAUGCAAAAGAGGCUGUUCAAACUUGUAUUUUGUCUAAAAGAUGGAUCAAUGUUUGGAAGAAACUCCCCACUCUCGUAUUCUAUUAUCCAUCAGAGAUUGAUGGAUUUUAUCAACAAUUUGUACCCAAGCUUUUGUCUCUUCGGGAUGACCGGACCGAUAUUCAUUCUCUCCAACUUUAUCCUCUUUUUACCAAAAAGAGAAGCAACAUAUUAGUGUCCCAGAUUGUAAAAUAUGUUUUUUCACACAAUGUCCAACACUUAUUAUUGAAGAUCACUUAUUUUAAACCUAAUUGUAUUUCCUUUUCAUGUCCUACAUUAAAGUCACUUGAACUUACUAGUGCCCAUUGUUCUUCGGGUGUGGAUAGUGUAUUUCCAAAUUCCCUUCAUUUUCCAGCAUUAGCCACCCUCUCUCUAACCCAUUUUACUUUUGCUCCCAAUGAAGAUGGUUGUGCUAAGCCAUUUUCCACAUUUAACAUGUUGAAUACUUUGAUCAUUCAUCAAUGUAAGGUCUUGCAUCAACGAAACCUAUGCAUCUCAAAUACCAAACUUGAAAAUUUAACCAUAGCUAUGUAUGACAAUAUUUUUGAUGGAUUCCAUUUCGAUAUAGAGUUAUAUGCUCCAAAUCUUAGUACCUUUUCUUUUAAAGGUAUUCACAUUUCAAAAGUUUUUGGCACCAAGAGCUUUUUCCCUUCUAUAAAACAGUUAAAAAUUAAUAUUAUGAAAAACUAUUCAACCCUACUCAAAUGGCUGGAUACUUUUAGUAUUAUUGAAUCAUUGACGGUUGAUACAGAUACUCUUCAGGGGCUCUUCUUCCGCGCUCAAAACACUAGUCGUUCUUAUUACGACCGUUUUUCUUGGUCAAGGUUCCCUUUCUCUUGGAACCCUAGUGAUCUUGGUGACUUUGCAACUGUCAUUCACCGUUCAACCGCCGUUGCAGAUCCGGACGGUUUCACUUUCAUUGUUGUUUUUUCAAGACAACCUUCAUUGUUGUACCUUUGUUUCUCGCUGUUUGCAACCCUUGAUUGUUUGGUUGUCAUCUUUGUUGGUGUUUCUCAUUGGCAGCCCUUCGAUCCUCUCCUAAUAGUAGAUCUCGAGACGGUUUGUUUCUCUUUAUGGACUCCUUAA